AUGAGUCUGUACAGGUCAGAGCUGUUGAAGAGCCCCAAGAGACGGUCCAAAAACCUCAAGAUAGUUUUACCUAUGAUUCUUAUCUCAGUGGCUUUCCUCCUCUGCUUCAUGCCUACCGUUAUCGUCGGUUUUGACAUUACCAUCAAUCCUGGAACUGAGAACGGACAACCAAGACUGAAGAUGAUCGAAUACUUUAUCAUUCACCUUUUAUUAUUGGGUAACAGUGCAAUGAAUCCGCUCAUUUUCACCAUGUGCAGCACUAAGUUCCGAGCCAGUGGUAUCCUGGUUGUAAAGCUGCUGUUUGACCAGCUGGUGUUGAUACUGUUCUACGCGGUUUACGUCAUCUACUACGCUGUUGUUACCUUCUUCAAGGCCAUCUGGAACUACUUAACAGAUCUGGCCACUUCUCUGGGUUCCUGCAAUGCCCGGUGUAUUAAGUCAGUUGGAAAGUACGAUUCUCUGAACGAUGUAGUGAUUAAAGUUACCCUGACAAACAGUAACGAGAUGAAUGGAGGAGAAAAAGUUAGAGGAGGAGAAAAAGUUAGAGGAGGAGAGAAAGUUAGAGGGAAGAACAAUAAUAAGGAGGAGGAUUGUUGUGAAGGCGACUUGUGGGGAGUCAACCCAGGUUGUCAUGGCGAUCGUCAGGGUUGCCAUGGUGACCGCCAGGGUUGUCAUGGUGACCGCCAGGGUUGUCAUGGUGACCGUCAGGGUUGUCAUGGUGACCGUCAGGGGUGGUUGCAGUGGAAAGCUACAUGGUCCUAGACAAACUCAUAUGCGGUCUCCUAGUGACACUGAUAAUUAUAAAGAAAGUCAGAAUAAAAAUAUAAUUACUCCCGAUAACAGGACUUCAGAAACUAUGUUAUAACUAAUCAUCAUUACAAUUGUAAUAUAAUGAUAAUAAUUUGAUUUGCUUUUUAUUGCCAGAUGUUUACUGGCAUGUUUCUCGCCACGAUGGUGACCCCGAAAACAUGAAUUUAUAGGGCCGCGAUGCGGAACAAUGGACAAGCUUUAUAUUCAAUCGUGAUGAUAGUUACACAAGUGAGACGUGUGUUCUUUUCUCCCCUUUUGGCCUAUAUAAGUUUAUUGAUACAAUAUAUUUGGGAUCAUUUCUUCAAUUGAUGGGGAAGUAUAAAACUUGUAUGACUAUCUUCCUGUUUAAAUAUAUAUCGCACCAAACAGAAUGAAUUUUAGACAAUAUUGAACGAAAUUAUGUGUGCUUGUUGAUGAUGUUGAUAAAAAAGAAUACGUGCUCAUAAGCGAUUAUUGCUGACGGUAAUGAACAGAAAAAGUUGUUGCAGUGUUAAUGGUUAAUGUGUGAAUUUAGGAAAUUUUAUUUUAUGUUGUUAGGUAUUUGAAUAAGUUGAAAAACCAAGAAUUUAUCCUGUGAUACGUGGAAUUUAUCUAUAACUAUAAGUAAAACUAAAAGAGAAAGAAACACCGCUGUAUAACUAUAAGUAUACAGAUACUGUCGUUGAAAUGCCUUGGCAAGUUAUUAUUCAUGUGUCAUGGCAAGUAUUUAUUCUCAAUAAAUAUUAUUAAUAAUUGCCAUUCGUACUUGGCUGUGCUGAAAAUGAAAUUAUAGUGGAAGCUAUACUUAGGUUUUAAAAAAUAUUUAUAUUUUUGUUUACUUUUAUUUGCUUUUAAUUUAGUGUUCGAUGUCAUU
This is a messenger RNA of Bolinopsis microptera, 1663 nucleotides long. RefSeq lists its product as uncharacterized. The record is from RefSeq and is a predicted model, not a curated record. NCBI's taxonomy places the organism in Eukaryota, Metazoa, Ctenophora, Tentaculata, Lobata, Bolinopsidae. Gene Ontology annotation, cellular component: membrane. The transcript is spliced from 5 exons. Bases 1 to 762 code for a protein of 253 amino acids.